UUCCCCAGGUGUCGGGUGGGGAGGGCUGGAGGGGUGGUAUUUAAAGGGAAAAGCUGACUGUGCGGCUGAGAGGGAGCGGGUGCUGCGAGCCGCCAGGCUGCACACACACACGCACACCGAUGCACACAGACCUCGACACCGACAUGGACACGGACACGGAAACCACAGCACUCUGCCCCUCUGGCAGCCACCAGGCCUCCCCUCCAGGGACGCCCACACCAGAUGCCACUCUGCUAAAGAAGCCAGAGAAACUGUUGGCAGGGCUGGACCGUGGCGGGCCACCCCCUGCCCUGGGGGCCCCCAGACGAAGAGGCAGUAUGCCUGUCCCCUACAAGCAUCAGCUGCGGCGGGCCCAGGCUGUAGAUGAACUUGACUGGCCACCUCACGCCUCAUCCUCUGGCUCCUCUGACUCCCUGGGCUCAGGGGAAGCAGCCCCUACCCAAAAGGACGGCAUCUUCAAAGUCAUGCUGGUGGGGGAGAGCGGCGUGGGCAAGAGCACCCUAGCAGGCACUUUCGGUGGUCUCCAGGGAGACAGUGCUCACGAGCUGGAGAAUCCAGAGGACACCUAUGAGAGACGCAUCAUGGUGGAUAAGGAAGAAGUGACUCUGGUUGUUUAUGACAUCUGGGAACAGGAGGAUGCAGGAGGGUGGCUGCGGGACCACUGCCUUCAGACGGGGGAUGCCUUUCUCAUCGUCUUCUCAGUCACCGACCGACGAAGCUUCUCCAAAGUUCCAGAGACCCUGCUACGGCUCAGGGCUGGGAGGCCCCACCACGACCUGCCUGUCAUCCUCGUUGGAAACAAGAGUGACCUGGCCCGCUCCCGGGAGGUCUCUCUGGAGGGUGGGUAUCCUGAAUCUCAUCCCUACUUGCAUUCUCAGGGAAUCCUCUCCCUGCCAGAUCAACUCUUCUCUAUAAGGCCCUUCUACGCUCCUGACCCUAGGGCGGCCGGGGGCCCUCGGCCGGAGUGGGGCAGCCCCGAGGGACCACCGCCGCCCGCGCGCCGCGAGAGCCUCACCAAGAAGGCCAAGCGCUUCCUUGCCAACCUGGUGCCGCGUAACGCCAAGUUCUUCAAGCAGCGCUCCAGGUCGUGUCACGACCUCUCUGUGCUCUGAGCCGCGGUCGCCAUGGUCACCGCGGUUGCCAUGCUAACCGCACCCUCCGCUCGCCCCCUCGCCCCGCCCCUCCCCGGUCCGACCGGCUUCCCUUGCGAAGACCGUCUAGGAGGAAACCAGAAACUCUCGGGACGCCCUGGAGUGACCGCGGGAGGCGCCCCCCCCGCCCCCAGGCCCCUGCGGGCGUCGCCCCCACCCGUUCCGCGCGCUCUCCGGUUACCUCCCAUCCCCAGGGCUCCUGGAAGGCGAGGACGCCGACCUGCGGGGGUGCGCCGUGGCCGGUGGGAGGGGAGAAAGGUAGUUCUGCAAGAUGUUCUGUUUUUUAUUAAUUCGCGCUUGACUAUCUCCCCUGUAAAGAGAUCCUAAAAAGCAAGAACUGGAAAAGUGCUUUGUAGACUCCUUUACAGUUUUCCACCUUUGUACUCUGCGCGAAUAUGCCUCAACUUUAAGAGAUUCUUAAAGGUAAAGACACGGAGCUGCUUCUUUUGAGACUUUUCCUUAAGCGUUCUGGCUCUUAAGCUGCACUUGUCCACUUUGCCUUUAAGAAGUUCUUAAAGGCAAGGGCCUGGAAGCGCAGUUCUCCAGAAUUAAUUCUGUGGUUUACCGACUCACCACCGCACUUCCCCUUUAAGGUUAUUAAAGGUAAGAUGUGCAGACUUUUGCCUUCAGCUGCCAGCGUGGAGAGCUGAGCGGUGGCAGCUCCCAUUUGGCCGGGGCCCAGGAGGCACCAGCCAGGGGACCACCUUUUCCUUUUCAAUAAAGAA
Vicugna pacos (alpaca) is the source of this 1876-nucleotide messenger RNA. The record is from RefSeq and is a predicted model, not a curated record. NCBI's taxonomy places the organism in Eukaryota, Metazoa, Chordata, Mammalia, Artiodactyla, Camelidae.